Aureobasidium subglaciale EXF-2481 is the source of this 1449-nucleotide messenger RNA. RefSeq lists its product as uncharacterized. Lineage: Eukaryota; Fungi; Ascomycota; Dothideomycetes; Dothideales; Saccotheciaceae. Gene Ontology annotation, biological process: mRNA splicing, via spliceosome. Bases 69 to 1253 code for a protein of 394 amino acids. The record is from RefSeq and is a predicted model, not a curated record. Gene Ontology annotation, molecular function: RNA binding. Gene Ontology annotation, cellular component: U2-type spliceosomal complex. The transcript has a single exon.
GCCACUUUUACUCGACUGUGACUUUCAACUUUUCUUCUACAAGACAAUCACCCUCACAUAUCGUCAAAAUGCCGCCGAAACGCAUGACAGCAAACCCAACAGCGCCUCUGCGCUAUCGUCCCGGUAAAGCAGUUGGUGCAGAAGAAUCGUCCUCAGAGGAAGAAUCAGGCUCCGAAUCAGAAACCGAACAGCAACCACAAAAGACGACAAGCGCACCCCCAAAAGCAAAUUCAUUCCCAAAGUUCAAUUCCAACAUCAGUAAAGCCGACUUGGAGCGACGGAGACAAGAAGCUCAAGCUCUGCGCGCCCGUGAAGCCGAAUUAGCAAAACAAGCACAAGAAGGCUUUGAAACAGCGUCAGAAAGCGAAGACUCUGGCAGCGAAGAAGACUCUGCCUCAGAAGCCGACUCAGACGACGAGGAAUCAGAAGACGAAGCUCCCACCCGCCGGUUCGUAGCACCAACCUUCAUUUCAAAAGCCCAACGCAAAACCGUCACCACCCCAAAACAAUCAGAAGAAGAGGCCUUUGCACAAGAAGAGCGCAAACGACAAGAAAAAGCCGACGCCCUCCUGCAAGCCCAGCUCGAAAAAGAAGCAGCAGAACGCGCCCUAAACCGCAGGGCCUGGGAUGACGAAGACCCAGACGCAAUCUCCGACGUCGAUGACACAGACAACAUCGACCCCGAAGCCGAACUAGCAGCCUGGAAACUCCGUGAACUGCACCGCGUAAAACGUGAACGCGAAACCAUCGAAUCCGCGGAAAAGGAACGCGAGGAAAUCGAACGACGAAGAAAUCUUACGGCGGAACAACGAGAAGCUGAAGACUCUGCUCAUCUUGCUACGCAAAAAGAAGAGAAAGAUGCUAGAGGUCAAGCGGGCUUUAUGCAGAAAUAUCACCACAAGGGAGCUUUCUUUCAAGACGAUGAGGAGUUUGCAGAACUCGCGAAUCGAGAUAUUAUGGGUGCCAAGUUUCAGGAUGAUUCUGGAAAUAGAGAGAUUUUGCCGCAGUAUAUGCAGAUUCGAGAUAUGACAAAGUUGGGUAGGAAGGGAAGGACGAAAUACAAGGAUCUAAAGGCGGAGGAUACAGGACGAUGGGGUGCUGAGGAUGAUAGAAGAGGCAGUCCAGGAUAUGGAGGAGAUAGGUACACAAAAGAUAGAGAAGGAGCGACUGGAGCCAAUGCUUCUGUUGUUGGAGAGAGAAGGAGGAGAGACGAUGAUCGUGGUGGUGAGGCCAAGAGGCCUCGAUAUGAUUGAACGAACGACUUUACGAAACACUAUAAUAUCUAUGGAAGCAGACCUUGCCACUUGCUCCCACUCUUUGGAGAUACCCUUUAACACAAGCUGUCUUCUCUUGACACCCCUCUUCAUCUCAGUAUCCCCAUCUGUGACAGAAACUGUUGUAAGGUACAGUGAUUUGUACACUUCAAGGACCACCGAUAGAAAUAUCUAC